This is a messenger RNA of Prorocentrum cordatum, 2091 nucleotides long. The record is from the annotation of a GenBank genome assembly. NCBI's taxonomy places the organism in Eukaryota, Dinophyceae, Prorocentrales, Prorocentraceae.
UCGCGUCGGCCCCCAGGCACCCGAGAGGGGGAGGCCCGCCGAUCGCAGGCGGCAAUGGGCCGCGCAGGUGGCCGCCCCGCGGCGCCAGCGCGGCGCCAUCGCCGGGCUGCAGCGCCGCGCCUCGCCGCGCAGGCCGCCGCCGCGGCCCUGCUGGCGGCCCUCGCGCCCCGCCCCUGGCCGGGGCCGCCACGGCGGCCGCCCGGGACCCCCUUUGCCGCGCCGCCCGCCGGCGCCCGCGACGCCGCGGAGGUCGCCGUCGGUCCGCUGCCCGGGCGCCGCAGGGCCCUCGCGGCCGCCUCAGUGGGGCUGGUGCCGCUGUCCGGCGGCGCGCCGCCCGCGCAGGCGGAGCAGGGGUGGCAGCUGUCGUUGCCGCGGUCCUGGAAGGUGUUCUCGCAGACGGCGGCGCCGCCCCCGGGGGCGCCGCCGAAACCCACGGCGCUCGUGGUGGCCGGGGACAUCCAAGGCGGCGGCGAGAUGACGGUGCUGCGCGUGCCUUUGUCGACCGCCCCAGGGGCGCCGGACCCAGAGGGCGCCAGGCGGCUUAUCGAGUAUUUCGAGACGCCUGUCGGCGUGGCGCCGAAGGUGGACAAAGCGCAGGCCGUGGAGGUCGUCUCGUCCUCUCAGCGGCAGCAGGUCGGGCUGACCGACUUCCAGAUGCUGGGGCAGCCGAACGAAACGAUCAAGGAUGGAAGGCGCUACCUGUCCUACGAGUUCGAGAACUCCGUUUGCCUGGGCAACGUCGUCGAGUCCAGUAAUGGAAGGCGGUGCGAGCGGUCGGAUGCACCGGGAGAGGCGCUGGAGUUCUUCAGCAGGCGGCACGUCAUAAAGCUCACCGUGUCCGACGAGGGCGUCAAAGGACCAGGCAAGGUGAGCUACUUGUGGAUGUUGGACUCUUCGGGGCCAGCGGGCGAAAAAUUCCAGGAUGUGGCAGAGGUGAUCGACACGCUGAAGAGCACCUUCCAGCUCGGAGACGAGCAGCAGCUCGAGAGGGACCGCACGGUGGAGCUCACCCCGAGUCAGUUGGAGGCGCUGAAGUCGCAGGGCCUGGCAGGCACCUGAGCAUGGGCAUCACGCUCAGCCCCUAGCGAGCAAUAGCGGACGAAUCCUACAUCAGGGAGCCGCUCCGAGACGUUUGGAGGCGCGCGGGGUUGUGGGUGGGGCGUCCUUUCGUGCACCAGUGAUCUGAACCCCAGCAGGCCCUCUCGAAUGAAGGGGGAGGAUGCGCGCACGAUCCCCACCCACCCACCCCUCAUCAGGGUUGGGGGGGGGAUGCUCAGGUGCGCGCUCUCGCGGCCCGAGGGGGAAUUCCGUCUUCCCGCCUCCAUUUCCACGCGCGACCCCCUUCAAAUGGUUGGGACGUCACGCGUCGCAUCCGCGGGGACGUCGCUCCGCGACUGGCGGGGAGUCUCGCUCUGCGACUGGAGUGGCGCCUCGCUGCGCGACUGGGUACGCCCUCGCGAGCGGGGGCCUAGCGCGUGGGUGACGCAGUCGCGUCGCCUGGGCGGGUGUCUCGCUCCGCGGCUGGGCAACGCGCGAGCGGACGGGAGUCUCGCCCGAGGAAGUUGCGUUGCAUCGGCGGGGUCUCGCUCCGCGAUGGGCGGCGCCUCAUAGCACUGGAAGGCACGUACAGAAUCUGUGCGACCAGCGAGGACAUCAUUCCGACCCUUUGGAAGUCCUCAGGAUCGCAUCCUCAGGAGUCCUGAGUACAUUCUGUAGCAUCCAAAUUGCGCAGGAAUUCGUCACGACCCCUUUGGACUUGCUGACCACAUGUUCAGGGCAUCUUCAGGAUUCCGCGCAUUCCUACGGCAUUGCCAGGGAGGCGUAAGCGUCGCGUGGUUUGUUAGCAAGCUUGGAGCCUCGUGCAGGCGCCCUUUAGGGCCGCUCGGAGGUCGAGCAGGAGCGCGUCUGAUCGGUGAUACCCACAAGCCGACGGAGGCGCAGCCCGCCUCCUUGCGUCCUUUGGAGGCGGAUGAGCUUCACCUCGCCCGCCCUGUCGUCCGCUUUGCGCUCCACUGAACGUUCCGAUCCACUGUCGCCCUCGCCUGACAGGGGUCGAGUGCCGCGCGAGCCCUGGGGAGGCGGAGAAGGAGG